UCUCAAAGUUGAAAGAGAAUAAAAAUUGUAACUGAGCUAAGCAGAACUAUGACAGGUCUUGGGACAGGCAACAAAUCAGGAAGGAGGUCGGCAACUGUCGGCCGGUGAACCUGGAGAGAUAAUAGCGGCGAAAAUUCUAACUUCCUUCUUUGCUUUCAAACAUUUUUCAAACUAAAUAAAAAAUCAUUAAAAAACUAACAAUAAUUGUUUUUCUUCGUCAAAUAAUUGUUUUUCGUUUCAUCCACAAAAACCUCUACCCCACAAAUUAAAAAAUCAUAAUUAAAAUUGACACUUCAGUUUUAACUUCCAACAUUUAAUUAAUUAACUAACUAAAGUGAAACAGUAAGAAAUACUAAUAAUGGAAAUAAAUAAAUAUUUUCUCGUUUUCAUGUUUAUUUAUUUAAAUUUAAAAUAAAAUUAUUUAAACAAUUUCCACCAUCAUUUCUUCACUACCUUGCGUGAAAGUGCUCCACGAAACUCGUUCUCCGAUUCGAACCUCAACUCAACUCAACUCAACUCAACACACGCUUCUGAAAUAGUUCUAGAUCUUUCCAAACCCUAAUUUUACGAUUCUUCAAAUUUCUCAUUCAUUUUCAUGAAACCACCUUGGUUAUGAUUUCUCUUAUUACUUCCUUGUUCGAUUGGUUGUAGCUAAAAUAGUUGAGAUCAUUUAGUGCUUGAGUUUACGCCCACGGUGGAUGUGAAUGAUGGAUACUGCUGAGGUUGAAGAAAAUCUAUUUGCUGUUAGUGAUGCCAAGUUACAUGGAGAAAUGUGCAAGGCUCUUUCUAUAAUAUAUUGCAAAGUAUUGGCAAUAUUUCCUUCUUUAGAAGCAGCUAGGCCUAGGAGUAAAACUGGAAUUCAGGCAUUAUGUUCAUUGCAUGUGGCCUUAGAGAAAGCCAAGAAUGUUCUUCAUCAUUGCUCAGUGUGUAGUAAACUCUACCUGGCUGUAACUGGGGACUCUGUUCUCCUUAAAUUUGAGAAGGCUAAAUGUGCUCUUGAAGAUAGUCUUAGACGGGUGGAAGAUAUUGUUCCACAAUCCAUUGGAUGUCAGGUUCAGGAGAUUGUGAAUGAAUUUUCAAAUGUGGAAUUUGCACUUGAUCCCUUAGAGAAGCAAGUUGGCGAUGAUUUAAUUUCAUUGCUUCAGCAGGGCAAAAAGUUUGAUGACGAUAGUGAAAGUUAUGAGCUUGAAUCUUUUCACCAGGCUGCUACUAGGCUUGGAAUCACAUCUUCUAGAGUAGCUCUUGCUGAAAGAAGAGCUCUCAAGAAACUUAUUGACAGGGCUCGGGCUGAAGAAGACAAACGAAAGGAAUCAAUUGUUGCAUAUCUUUUGCAUCUUAUGAGGAAAUACUCCAAGUUAUUCAGAAAUGAGUUUGCAGAUGACAAUGAUUCUCAGGGUUCUGGUCCUUGUUCUCCCACUGUUCAGGGAUCUAUCGAGGAUGGUGUUCCUGUUGGUCAUAGUCAGGCUUUUGAAAGACAGUUUUCAAAACUUAGUUCCUUUAAUUUCAAACCAAAUAAUAAUAUGGAGCCGGGGCAGAUGGCUCUACCACCGGAAGAAUUAAGGUGUCCAAUAUCUCUACAACUUAUGUAUGAUCCUGUCAUCAUUGCUUCUGGGCAAACAUAUGAAAAGGUUUGCAUAGAGAAAUGGUUCGGUGAUGGACACAGCAACUGCCCAAAGACCCAACAAAACCUUCCACAUCUUUGCUUGACUCCUAAUUACUGUGUUAAAGGUCUUGUUGCUAGUUGGUGUGAACAAAAUGGAAUUCCUAUUCCUGAAGGCCCUCCUGAAUCACUUGAUCUUAACUACUGGAGACUGGUAUUAUCAGAGUCUGAGUCUACAAAUUCAAGAUCUGUAAAUAGUGUAAGCUCUUGCAAGUUGAAGGGUGUCAAAGUGGUUCCUUUAGAAGAUAGUUGUGUCUCAGAGAAUUAUGGGGAAAAUAGAGCUGAAAGUGUAUCUGCACAAGAGGAAGACGCUGAGCAGUAUCUUAGUUUUCUGAAAGUCUUGACUGAAGGGAACGAUUGGAAGAGGAAAUAUGAAGUGGUAGAACAGUUAAGGUUGUUGCUGAGGGAUGAUGAGGAAGCUAGAAUUUUGAUGGGGGCUAAUGGGUUUGUUGAAGCACUUGUUCAGUUUUUACAAUCGGCUGUCCAUGAAAGGAAUUUGACGGCUCAGGAAAGCGGAGCAAUGGCUCUCUUCAACCUAGCUGUGAAUAAUGACAGAAAUAAGGAGAUUUUGUUAUCAGCUGGAAUUUUAUCUUUGUUAGAGGAAAUGAUUUCUAACACCGGUUCUUAUGGUUGUGCAACUGCUCUAUAUCUGAAUCUCUCCUGCCUUGAAGAAGCCAAACCUAUGAUUGGCACGAGUCAGGCUGCACAGUUCCUAACCCAGCUCCUUCAAUCUGAUUAUGACAUUCAAUACAAGCAAGAUUCUCUCCAUGCUCUCUAUAAUCUUUCUACUGUGCCUUCCAAUAUUCCAUACUUACUCUCAUCUGGCAUUGUUAAUAGUCUACAGUCCCUUCUUGUAGACCAGGGUGAUGAUUUUACAUGGACAGAAAAAUGCAUAGCUGUUUUGAUAAAUUUAGCUACUUCUCAAGUUGGAAGGGAGGAAAUGGUGUCAACUCCUGAACUCAUUAGUGUGUUGGCUUCAAUAUUGGACACUGAUGAGCUCGAAGUACAGGAGCAAGCUGUCUCUUGUCUCCUAAUUUUGUGCAACAGAAGCGAACAAUGUUCUGAUAUGGUCCUGCAAGAAGGGGUUAUACCUGCAUUGGUAUCAAUAUCAGUGAAUGGAACCUCAAGAGGACAAGAAAAAGCUCAGAAACUCUUGAUGCUAUUCCGACAGCAGCGACGAGAUGAUUCACCUGUUGAGACACAUGAGUCUCCUCCUGAAACUAGUGAUUUCUCUGUGCCACCUGCUGAAAUGAAACCUCUAUGUAAGUCAAUGACUAGAAGAAAGACUGGGAAAGGUUUUAGCUUUUUCUGGAGAAGCAAGAGCUAUUCCGUGUACCAGUGUUGAAAAGUUCCGUAAGUUGUAAAUAUCUCUGUUUUAUCCCCUUGUUCCUUCUUGUUUCUAUGGGGGUUGCAGUGUUGCUUACUUUUUGGUUUUCAAAGCGAAGAAGAGAUGUACAGGCCUGUGUAAUUUAUGGAUUUUGUUUUCUUCUUUCGCCUUUUCUUUUUGUAACAUAAUCUCUUCAAUGCAAGUGUUAGAUUUGCAUUUUUGAAGUUAAUGUAAAUGUGAAUUAUGUCAUAGCUAUUCUGUUUUCCUCAAGUGUUUCAACUUUAAGCUUUUACCCUUGUUUCGGCACGAUGUUGGUAGGUACUUGGUAGUGCGCAUGCUAUAGUAGUUUUUUUAUAAAAGACAAUGGGAUGCCAACUGAAGUAUUUAAAGAAGAUAUUCAGAUUAUUGCUCAAA
This is a messenger RNA of Trifolium pratense (red clover), 3401 nucleotides long. RefSeq names its product U-box domain-containing protein 45-like. The transcript has 6 exons. Gene Ontology annotation, biological process: protein ubiquitination. Gene Ontology annotation, molecular function: ubiquitin-protein transferase activity; protein binding. Gene Ontology annotation, cellular component: nucleus; cytoplasm. The record is from RefSeq and is a predicted model, not a curated record. Bases 705 to 3005 code for a protein of 766 amino acids. NCBI's taxonomy places the organism in Eukaryota, Viridiplantae, Streptophyta, Magnoliopsida, Fabales, Fabaceae.